This is a messenger RNA of Alligator mississippiensis (American alligator), 6446 nucleotides long. RefSeq names its product clathrin heavy chain like 1 (gene CLTCL1). The transcript is spliced from 33 exons. NCBI's taxonomy places the organism in Eukaryota, Metazoa, Chordata, Crocodylia, Alligatoridae. Gene Ontology annotation, cellular component: clathrin coat of trans-Golgi network vesicle; clathrin complex; clathrin-coated endocytic vesicle. Gene Ontology annotation, molecular function: structural molecule activity; clathrin light chain binding. Gene Ontology annotation, biological process: intracellular protein transport; receptor-mediated endocytosis. The record is from RefSeq and is a predicted model, not a curated record. The coding region runs from base 107 to 5146 and encodes 1679 amino acids.
AGCCGCGGCGCCCACACAGAAAAGGCCGCCGGGGCGGACGGACCCUCUCGCCGCACCGCCCCGCUGCACCGCGCCGCCCCGCCCGCGGGCCCCGCCGCCCGCAGACAUGGCUCAGAUCCUGCCCAUACGUUUCCAGGAGCACUUCCAGCUCCAAAACCUGGGGAUUAACCCAGCAAACAUUGGAUUCAGUACCCUGACAAUGGAAUCUGACAAAUUCAUCUGCAUCAGGGAGAAAGUAGGAGAGCAAGCACAAGUUGUGAUAAUUGACAUGAGUGAUCCAACCACUCCUAUCAGACGCCCAAUCUCUGCAGAAAGUGCCAUCAUGAAUCCAGCUUCUAAAGUAAUUGCUUUGAAAGCUGGGAAGACACUCCAGAUCUUUAACAUUGAGAUGAAAAGCAAAAUGAAAGCCCACACCAUGGCAGAGGAAGUGAUCUUCUGGAAAUGGAUAUCUGUGAAUACAGUUGCCUUGGUGACAGAAACUGCUGUCUACCACUGGAGCAUGGAGGGAGAAUCUCAGCCCCAGAAGAUGUUUGACAGGCAUGCCAGUCUGGCAGGCUGCCAGAUUAUCAACUACAGGACUGAUGAACAUCAAAAAUGGCUGCUACUUAUUGGAAUUUCAGCUCAGCAAAAUCGUGUCGUUGGUGCAAUGCAGCUGUACUCGGUUGACAGAAAAGUCUCUCAACCUAUUGAAGGCCAUGCAGCAGCCUUUGCAGAAUUCAAAAUAGAAGGAAAUGUCAAGCCUUCCACGCUCUUCUGCUUUGCUGUGAGGAGUCCUGCAGGAGGCAAGCUACAUAUAAUUGAAGUGGGUCAGCCUGCUGCUGGAAACCAGCCCUUUGUUAAGAAAGCUGUUGAUGUAUUUUUCCCUCCUGAGGCACAGACAGAUUUUCCUGUGGCAAUGCAGAUUGGAGCCAAGCAUGGAGUUAUAUACCUAAUCACAAAAUAUGGGUACAUACAUAUGUAUGACUUGGAAUCUGGAGUGUGCAUUUACAUGAACCGUAUUAGUGCUGACACUAUCUUUGUCACUGCUCCUCAUGAGCCUACCUCUGGCAUCAUUGGUGUGAACAAGAAAGGACAGGUGCUUUCAGUUUGUGUGGAAGAAGACAACAUUGUGAAUUAUGCUACAAAUGUUCUCCAGAAUCCAGACCUGGGUCUGCGUAUGGCAAUCCGCAGUAACCUGGCUGGGGCAGAGGAACUGUUUGCCAGGAAGUUCAAUACACUUUUUGCACAAGGAAGCUAUUCAGAAGCUGCUAAAGUAGCAGCAUCUGCACCAAAGGGCAUCCUGCGUACCAGUGACACUAUCAGGAAGUUUCAGAGUGUGCCAGCGCAACCAGGGCAGGCCUCUCCUUUACUGCAGUACUUUGGGAUCUUGCUUGAUCAGGGGCAGCUCAAUAAGUUUGAGUCUUUAGAACUCUGCCGUCCUGUCCUGCAACAAGGCCGGAAGCAGUUGCUGGAGAAGUGGCUGAAGGAAGAUAAGCUGGAGUGUUCGGAGGAGCUUGGAGACUUGGUGAAGGCUGCUGACCCCACCCUUGCACUCAGCGUUUACCUUCGUGCUAAUGUGCCAAACAAAGUCAUUCAGUGCUUUGCAGAAACUGGCCAAUUCCAGAAGAUAGUUCUUUAUGCCAAAAAGGUUGGCUAUACACCAGACUGGGUCUUCUUGUUGAGAAGUGUAAUGAGAGUCAGUCCAGAACAGGGUCUGCAGUUUGCUCAGAUGCUGGUGCAGGAUGAAGAGCCGCUAGCCAACAUUAACCAGAUUGUAGAUGUAUUCAUGGAGAACAGUCUGAUACAGCAGUGCACUUCCUUUCUGCUGGAUGCACUGAAAAACAACCGCCCUGCUGAAGGGCAUCUCCAGACCCGUCUACUGGAAAUGAACCUAAUUCAUGCACCCCAGGUUGCAGAUGCCAUUCUUGGGAACCAAAUGUUUACACACUAUGAUCGUGCUCACAUUGCCCAGUUAUGUGAAAAAGCAGGCUUGCUGCAGAGAGCCCUGGAACACUACACUGACCUCUAUGAUAUCAAACGUGCUGUUGUUCACACACACCUUUUGAACCCUGAGUGGCUUGUGAACUUCUUUGGCUCCCUGUCAGUUGAGGACUCUGUAGAGUGUCUGCGUGCAAUGCUGUCUGCCAACAUCAGGCAAAAUUUGCAGCUGUGCGUGCAAGUGGCUUCUAAAUACCAUGAGCAGCUUGGCACCCAGUCUCUUGUGGAGCUCUUCGAAUCUUUCAAAAGUUAUGAAGGACUAUUCUACUUCCUGGGGUCAAUUGUGAACUUCAGCCAGGAUCCUGAUGUCCACUUCAAAUAUAUCCAAGCAGCUUGCAAGACUGGCCAGAUCAAGGAAGUGGAAAGGAUCUGUCGUGAAAGUAAUUGCUAUAACCCUGAACGAGUGAAAAACUUUCUGAAGGAGGCCAAGCUUACAGACCAGCUUCCUCUGAUCAUUGUGUGUGACCGAUUUGACUUUGUUCACGAUCUGGUUCUCUACUUAUACCGCAACAACCUACAGAAGUACAUAGAGAUCUAUGUUCAGAAGGUGAAUCCAAGCCGUAUACCAGCAGUUGUUGGAGGGCUGCUUGAUGUGGAUUGUUCUGAGGAUGUUAUUAAGAACUUGAUUAUGGUGGUUAGAGGCCAGUUUUCAACAGAUGAGUUGGUGGCUGAAGUGGAAAAAAGAAAUAGGCUCAAAUUGCUGCUGCCGUGGCUUGAAUCUAGAAUUCACGAAGGCUGUGAAGAACCUGCCACCCACAAUGCUCUGGCCAAAAUCUACAUUGACAGUAAUAACAACCCAGAGCGGUUCCUCCGUGAGAAUCCUUACUAUGACAGCCGUGUUGUAGGCAAAUACUGUGAAAAAAGGGACCCGCACUUGGCCUGUGUCGCUUAUGAGAGGGGCCAGUGUGAUCUUGAACUUAUUAAGGUUUGUAAUGAGAACUCCUUGUUCAAGAGCGAGGCCCGCUACCUUGUACGUAGGAAGGAUCCAGAACUUUGGGCAAACGUUCUUGAAGAAAACAAUCCAUUCAGGCGACAGCUCAUUGAUCAGGUUGUUCAGACAGCUUUGUCAGAGACGCAGGAUCCAGAAGAGGUUUCUGUUACGGUGAAAGCCUUCAUGACUGCAGAUCUUCCCAACGAAUUAAUUGAACUGCUGGAAAAGAUAGUAUUGGACAACUCUGUGUUCAGUGAGCAUAGGAACCUGCAGAAUCUACUGAUCCUGACUGCCAUUAAGGCUGAUCGCACUCGUGUGAUGGAAUACAUCAAUCGGUUGGAUAACUAUGAUGCCCCAGACAUUGCAAACAUAGCUAUCAGCAAUGAGCUAUAUGAAGAAGCCUUUGCCAUCUUUCGGAAAUUUGAUGUUAACACAUCUGCAAUACAAGUACUGAUAGAGCAUAUAGGCAACCUUGACCGUGCUUAUGAAUUUGCUGAGAGGUGUAAUGAGCCAGCUGUCUGGAGUCAACUAGCCAGAGCACAGCUUCAGAAGGACUUGGUGAAGGAAGCCAUUGACUCUUACAUAAAGGCUGAUGAUCCCUCUGCUUACAUGGAAGUGGUUCAGGCAGCUAAUAGAAAUAACAACUGGGAGGAUCUGGUUAAAUUCUUGCAAAUGGCCAGGAAAAAGGCCCGAGAGUCCUACGUGGAAACUGAACUCAUUUUUGCCUUGGCAAAAACCAACCGCCUGUCAGAGCUGGAGGAGUUCAUUAGUGGUCCUAACAACGCCCAUAUACAACAGGUUGGUGAUCGCUGCUACGAUGAAAGAAUGUAUGAAGCAGCCAAGCUGCUCUACAACAAUGUAUCUAACUUUGGUCGUUUGGCAUCUACCUUGGUGCACCUUGGAGAGUACCAGGCAGCAGUAGACAGUGGCCGCAAAGCCAACAGUACCAGGACAUGGAAGGAGGUGUGCUUUGCCUGUGUGGAUGGAAAAGAAUUCCGGUUGGCACAGAUAUGUGGCUUGCAUAUAGUAAUCCAUGCUGAUGAACUUGAAGAGCUGAUUAGCUACUAUCAGGAUCGUGGCUAUUUUGAAGAGCUAAUUGCUCUCUUGGAAGCUGCUUUGGGCCUUGAGCGUGCUCACAUGGGAAUGUUCACAGAAUUGGCCAUCUUGUACUCCAAAUUCAAGCCUCAGAAGAUGAGGGAACAUCUAGAGCUCUUCUGGUCUAGAGUUAACAUUCCAAAGGUGCUCAGAGCUGCUGAACAGGCUCACCUCUGGGCAGAACUAGUCUUCCUAUAUGACAAGUAUGAAGAGUAUGACAAUGCAAUAAUCACCAUGAUGAACCAUCCCACUAAUGCUUGGAAAGAAGGACAGUUCAAAGAUAUAAUUGCCAAGGUAGCCAAUGUGGAGCUAUAUUACAAAGCCCUGCAGUUCUAUUUGGACUACAAACCUCUGCUGAUCAAUGAUCUUCUGCUGGUGUUAUCUCCACGGCUGGACCACACCAGGACAGUUAGCUUCUUUGCAAAGGUAAAUCAGCUGCCUCUAGUGAAGCCUUACUUGCGCUCAGUCCAGAACCACAACAACAAAGGAGUCAAUGAGGCUCUAAACAACCUUCUGACAGAAGAGGAGGACUACCAGGGUUUGAGAGCUUCUAUUGAUGCUUAUGACAACUUUGAUAACAUCACACUAGCUCAGCGUCUGGAGAAGCAUGAACUGAUCGAAUUCAGGCGUAUUGCAGCUUACUUGUACAAGGGAAACAAUCGCUGGAAACAAAGUGUGGAACUCUGCAAGAAGGAUCGUCUCUACAAGGAUGCUAUGCAGUAUGCUGCAGAGUCUAAAGAUGCAGAGCUGGCAGAGAAACUGCUCCAGUGGUUCCUGGAAGAAGGCAAGCAAGAAUGUUUUGCAGCUUGUCUCUUCACAUGCUAUGACUUGCUGCAUCCAGAUGUAGUCCUUGAGUUGGCCUGGAGGCAUAACAUCAUGGACUUUGCAAUGCCUUAUUUCAUCCAGGUGAUGAGGGAAUACCUUACCAAAGUUGAUGGGCUGUUUAAUAAGGUGGAUAAACUUGAUGCUUCUGAAAGCCUAAGGAAAGAAGAGGAGCAAGUAGCUGAACCCACUCCAAUAGUAUUUGGCCAGCAGCUGAUGCUAACAGCAGGGCCAAAUGCAGUACCUCCCCAGGCAAACUUCCCUUAUGGAUACACAGCACCAGGAUUCACUCAGCCACCUGUUUACGGCUUCAAUAUGUAACUAGCUCUCUGAUGGACCUUCGCUGGGUUCUCCCCCUUCCCAUCCCUCUGACUUCUCCAGGAAGUGUAUGAUGGUCCUAAAGGCACAGAUGACCCUCUGGCCAAACACUUCUUCUUUUUUUUUUUUUUUGCUGCCCUGCUCAGUGACAAGACUUCCAGAGGAUGCCUGUUGCUGUUAUUUAUUGCUAUUGUCCGGUUACAUUUCAACCUCCUGAAAGGCAGCUUUAGUUAACUACACUGCAAGACUUGUCUGAAGUCAAGGCACUAUUUCACUAAAACUCAAUGCAUAGCAAUAACUGCUUGUGGCCAGGGAGAAGUAGGAGCAUAUUUUCCUUGUUGUGAAGCCCAUUGCUGGCAGUGGCCUGCACUGGGCAGUUGCCUGGCACCAAGUUGUUAAAGCUUUAAUUCAAAGCUACUUUAUUGAGUAGCCGGGAUGUUUGAAUUCAACUUGGCAUCUUCUUGCUGGCAGACUGCUAGAAGUUUGUCUAAACCUGACUGCCCCAUUCUGUUUGCCAUGCUGUGUGCAAAAAAGGAAAAUGAGUUUUCUAAUAUUUAAGAUGGCCUGGAAAUGUAGACAAAUACUGGGAAAAGUUCUUUCUGCUAAAUUGUUGGGUGCAAGAUAGGUUUGUUCUUUUGGAGUAGGUCUUGAGACUUUAACUAAACAGAAUAAAUCUGUUUGUACCAGAGUAAACACUUCCCAGAAGCUGUUUGUCUAAUAAGAGGAGAGCAUGUUACUCAUUGACGUUAAAUGGUACAAAAGGAAACCUCAGCUAUAUGUAUGGCAAGUUGGGAAAAUAGUAGGAGUGUGCGCGUGUGUGCAUGGGCUGCCAAAGUACUAGAGUUAUAUGCAAAGGUAAUGAGGAUUCAAAGAGCACAGUGGUGGGAUGGGGGGAGGGACAUUAUUGCUAAAAAUAAUAUUUUUGAAGUAGUGGGGAGGGACAUAAUCCUGGUCUUGCACCUUUUUUAAUUCUGGUUCUGGGGUUGUCUUCCUGCCACACCUUGUCACAUGGAUUCUAACUUCUGACUCUGCAUGGGGUGCUAUCUGAACUGACAGCACUCAGUGACUCUUGGUUUUGCUAUGCUGCAGUAAUAUAACUGGCAUGUCCACCCCACAUGCGCGCACACUUUCUUUUGAGAAUGCCAACAGGGAUGUAUUAUUAAUUUGUGCCACUCUCCAAAUACAUGUAUCAUUAACGUUUUAUGUACUGAAAUUAGAUAACAAUGUAUAAUUUAUGGUUAUGAAUCUUGUGCUAAUCAUGAAUAUUAUAAAAGUUCAAUUAUAAAUGUAAAACUGCAAUGUC